Eubalaena glacialis (North Atlantic right whale) is the source of this 1596-nucleotide messenger RNA. It is a transcript of the gene SLC25A17, whose product is annotated as solute carrier family 25 member 17. The coding region runs from base 98 to 1021 and encodes 307 amino acids. The record is from RefSeq and is a predicted model, not a curated record. The transcript has 9 exons. Gene Ontology annotation, molecular function: FMN transmembrane transporter activity; AMP transmembrane transporter activity; ADP transmembrane transporter activity. Gene Ontology annotation, cellular component: peroxisomal membrane. Gene Ontology annotation, biological process: transmembrane transport. NCBI's taxonomy places the organism in Eukaryota, Metazoa, Chordata, Mammalia, Artiodactyla, Balaenidae.
GUGACGUUGCCGCCCGGGGCUCCGGCGUUUGUUACCCCGUUCGGCUGUUUGCGGCUCCUGCGAGAAGACUGUGGCCGGGUCUGCGGAAACCGCACCUAUGGCUUCCGUGCUGUCCUACGAAAGCCUGGUCCACGCUGUGGCGGGAGCCGUGGGAAGCAUGACAGCAAUGACAGUAUUUUUUCCCUUGGAUACAGCUCGUCUUCGACUUCAAGUUGAUGAGAAAAGAAAGUCCAAAACGACACACAUGGUGCUCCUGGAGAUCAUUAAAGAAGAAGGCCUCCUGGCACCAUAUCGAGGGUGGUUUCCAGUUAUCUCCAGUCUCUGCUGCUCCAAUUUUGUCUAUUUCUACACUUUUAAUAGCCUCAAAGCAGUCUGGGUCAAAGGUCAACAUUCUACUACUGGAAAAGAUCUGGUAGUUGGAUUUGUUGCAGGAGUGGUGAAUGUGCUGCUAACAACUCCACUCUGGGUAGUAAACACCAGACUGAAGCUGCAAGGGGCAAAAUUUAGGAAUGAAGACAUUGUACCAACCAACUACAAUGGUAUUAUUGAUGCUUUUCACCAGAUCAUUCGCGAUGAAGGAAUCCUGGCUUUAUGGAAUGGCACAUUUCCCUCCUUGCUGUUGGUCUUCAAUCCUGCCAUCCAGUUCAUGUUCUAUGAAGGUUUAAAACGGCAGCUUUUAAAGAAACGAAUGAAGCUUUCUUCUUUGGACGUGUUCAUCAUUGGUGCAAUAGCCAAAGCAAUUGCCACCACGGUCACCUAUCCUCUGCAGACAGUACAGUCAAUUCUGAGGUUUGGACAUCACAGACUGAACCCAGAAAACAGAACACUGGGGAGUCUUCGGAACAUUCUCUAUCUUCUUCACCAACGAGUAAGGCGUUUUGGAAUAAUGGGACUCUACAAAGGCCUUGAAGCCAAACUGCUGCAGACAGUCCUCACUGCCGCUCUCAUGUUCCUCGUUUAUGAGAAACUGACGGCUGCUACCUUCACGGUCAUGGGGCUGAAGAGCGCACGCAAGCGCUGAGGCACCUUCCACCGCCAGGCACUCAGAGAUGCUCAAGACAGGGGAUCCUUCUCUGUGAAGAGAAGCGGUUCCCCUUUUACUUGCGCCUUCCACUGAGAAUUUUACCCUCAUUGGCUUGAAAUGCAUCUAAGUUUACACAUGGAGUAUAGCCAGCUUGACCUGUUACCAACUUAGUUUUUGUGAUGGUUGGUUGAAUUUUGUGGGGGAGGUUGGGCCAAUGGCCAUAUGAAAAGAGAACAUUAUUGAAAACCUAAAACUGAAAGUUUAUGGGGGUUUAUUGGUUUUUUUGAGGGGAAUAGACUCUUGCUCUCAUGUAUAAUCUUUUCCAGGUAAAGUCUUUUUUAGAUUUACCAGAUGGUCCCUUUCCCUUGAACCCUCCCCCAGGUCCUAGGGCAAAUUUGCUACCAUGUAAUUCUCCUCAUAUACUCUUGUAUGUCUUCAUCUUGGUAUUUUCUUCACUAAAAAUGUUAUGACUAUGCCAUAAGCAUGACUUUAUUUUUCUUGGCAUUUUUUUCCUCCUGCUUAAGGAAAGGUAUCUUCUUUAGUGUGUGAGCUAUUUAUUUUGUGGGGGAAAU